Soboliphyme baturini is the source of this 658-nucleotide messenger RNA. NCBI's taxonomy places the organism in Eukaryota, Metazoa, Nematoda, Enoplea, Dioctophymatida, Soboliphymatidae. The record is from the annotation of a GenBank genome assembly.
AGCCGCAACCUUACAGCUAAUUUUGUUGUCUUCCUGCUGAUAGUAUGCUAAUUUUAUUUUUAAUUGAACUGUGUCAAGCACAAAUUUCAGCCAAGCGAUUCUGUGCCAGACUUCCUACGUUUGUUUGUGCUUGUCGAAGUAUCGGUUGGCGUAUGAUAAUGCGUUGAAGCUGUUGGAGCUUCCCUAUUUAACACCCCAGUACAGGUACUUGGGCAACAUGUACGCUGCUGAGGCAUCGUCAAAAAUGGCAGAGUUUCAGGAAGCUAUGGCAUAUCUUGAGCAAGGCAGGUGUACAGAGAAUGCGACCGAGUUUGAUGAGUGCGUAAAGGCCUUGCCGAACUGGUAUCCGAACAGUAGUAAGGUCGCCAACGCAGCCGUCAUUUACAACCAGUGUCUUAUGUAUUCCAUGCAGCAGAAGACCGACGAAGCUUGUAUGAAAUUGAGUCAGCUGUCUCCAAACGAAGGCAGACUACCCGUUCAGGUUAUGUUGUUGGGCAUCUGUCUGCAGAUUCAGCAAGGUAAGGGCGUCCUGUGCUCGUACUACAGUAAAAUGUUGACUUUAGGUCGUACCGACAAAGUGAAAGCUCUGUUGGAACGCCUUACGCCUGAAAUAGGAAUGAAGCCGCAACAGCUACCGCAAGUACCGCCUCCUCAGUAA